Caenorhabditis remanei is the source of this 1197-nucleotide messenger RNA. RefSeq lists its product as uncharacterized. Gene Ontology annotation, molecular function: proteasome-activating activity; ATP hydrolysis activity; ATP binding. The transcript is spliced from 3 exons. NCBI's taxonomy places the organism in Eukaryota, Metazoa, Nematoda, Chromadorea, Rhabditida, Rhabditidae. The record is from RefSeq and is a predicted model, not a curated record. Gene Ontology annotation, biological process: positive regulation of RNA polymerase II transcription preinitiation complex assembly. Gene Ontology annotation, cellular component: cytosolic proteasome complex; proteasome regulatory particle, base subcomplex. Bases 1 to 1197 code for a protein of 398 amino acids.
AUGGUCGAGCCAACGGGACCAGAAGUCGUCGUCGACGAGCGUACCAAAGCGCUCAACAACUACCGCCGAAAACUGGCCGAAUGCCGUGACAUCGAGCAAAAGCUGAAAGAUUUGCGGAAGAAAGAGAGCGAACUGACAAAACAAUUCGAUAAAUCGGAGAACGACAUCAAAUCGUUGCAAUCCGUCGGACAGAUUGUCGGAGAGGUGUUGAAGCAACUUUCAGAGGAGAAAUUCAUUGUGAAGGCGACGAAUGGACCACGUUAUGUCGUCGGAUGUCGUCGUUCGAUCAAUAAGGAGGAAUUGAAGCAGGGAACGAGAGUCGCGUUGGAUAUGACCACUCUUACCAUCAUGCGGCAACUGCCCCGUGAAGUCGACCCACUCGUCUACAAAAUGUCUCACGAAGACCCGGGAAACAUCAGCUACUCGGACGUCGGAGGGCUCGCCGAGCAAAUUCGUGAGCUUCGUGAAGUCGUCGAGCUGCCCCUCAUCAAUCCGGAACUCUUCCGCCGUGUCGGAAUCACUCCACCCAAAGGAUGUCUUCUAUUCGGACCGCCCGGAACCGGAAAAACACUUUUGGCGCGUGCAGUGGCGUCUCAAUUGGAUUGUAAUUUCCUGAAAGUUGUGUCCUCCGCUAUCGUCGAUAAAUACAUUGGAGAAUCGGCGAGAAUGAUCAGAGAAAUGUUUAAUUACGCCAGAGAUCAUCAGCCUUGCAUUGUAUUUAUGGAUGAAAUCGAUGCGAUCGGUGGACGCCGUUUCUCGGAGGGAACGUCGGCGGAUCGAGAGAUUCAACGGACUCUUAUGGAGCUUCUCAAUCAGUUGGACGGAUUCGAUUCGCUUGGAAAAGUGAAGGUUAUUAUGGCGACGAAUCGACCGGAUACGUUGGAUCCGGCACUUCUUCGUCCUGGACGACUCGAUAGAAAGAUUGAAAUCGGAUUGCCGAAUGAGCAAUCGAGACUUGAGAUUCUGAAGAUCCAUUCGAAUAAGAUUACGAAGCAUGGAGAGAUUGAUUUUGAGGCGGUUGUUAAGUUGUCGGAUGGAUUCUCGGCGGCGGAUUUGAGAAAUGUGUGCACUGAAGCGGGAAUGUUCGCAAUCCGUGCUGAACGUGAGUUCGUCAUCGACGAGGACUUCAUGAAGGCCGUCCGUAAAGUUGGUGAUGCGAAGCGUCUCGAGUCGAAACUCGACUACAAACCAGUCUAA